Messenger RNA from Helianthus annuus (common sunflower), 610 nucleotides. RefSeq names its product kirola. Lineage: Eukaryota; Viridiplantae; Streptophyta; Magnoliopsida; Asterales; Asteraceae. The record is from RefSeq and is a predicted model, not a curated record. The coding region runs from base 7 to 456 and encodes 149 amino acids. Gene Ontology annotation, biological process: defense response. The transcript has 2 exons.
AGGAAAAUGGCAUCGAGUGGUAAGAGAGUCGCUCAGGUUGAAAUCAAGGCAAAGGGUGACGUUUUUCAUGACUUAUGGAAGGCAAACCCGCACCACAUUCCUAACUUGAGCCCGACUUUAGUGCAGAACUGUCAAACCCAUGAGGGUGAACCCGGAACCGUGGGCUCUGUCCUCCAUUGGAACUAUUUCCAUGAUGGAAAAGACUGUGUUGCAAAAACAAAAAUCCUUGCCAUUGACGAGGAGAAAAAGUCAAUCAACUUUCAGAUAGUUGACGGAGAUUUCCUCAAACUUUAUAAGAGCCUUUAUGUCAAUCUUCAUGUGGAUACCAAGGGUUCAAAACACGUGGUCACAUGGACCGUCGAGUAUGAAAAGUUAAGCCCUAAUGUUCCUGACCCGGACACAUUCAUGGAGUUCUACAAAAGGCUCACUAAGGAUAUUGAGACUAACCAUCUCUAGAGUCAAACAAGUCGAAGUCAAAUACCGUACGAGUAGUACGUGAUACUAAAUAAUUGACUUUGAGUGGCUGAAUGUUGUAUUUCCUUAUGUCUUUUGUAUGUUUCAAUUGUGUUUCAUGCUUUAAUAUGUAAAAUAUAUGAUGUGUGUUGUUUUA